Messenger RNA from Mus caroli (Ryukyu mouse), 2310 nucleotides. NCBI's taxonomy places the organism in Eukaryota, Metazoa, Chordata, Mammalia, Rodentia, Muridae. The record is from RefSeq and is a predicted model, not a curated record.
GCUGCGCGGGGAGACAGAUGGGUAGCCUAUUGGAGGACCAACAAAAUACUACAGAAUUGGAAAUCCCUGCAGGUCUGGACUUGCAGNUUGUUGGGCUGAGAACCUCUACACGGUGUACCUUCAGCACACCCUAACCCUAAGGGAGGAGCUCGAGUCACUCAAGACUUAUUGGCCAAUCAGAGUCUCUCGGCCAACCUGCAAAUCAAAAGGAAGGCGGGUUUUUCCGGGUGCAGUGGCUUCUGUUUCCCUUAGUUGCAGAGCAGACUAGAUAGGUCCCCUGUUCUGUGCUCUUCUCUCCUGAGGCGGAAUGCUUUGGAGGGUACUCAGGCAAGCUCCAAAGUUGCGACAUGGAUGCAUUGACCUAUGAUGAUGUGUAUGUGAACUUCACUCAAGAAGAAUGGACUUUGCUGAAUCCUUCACAGAAGAGUCUCUACAAAGAUGUGAUGUUGGAGAACUACACAAACCUCAUUGCUGUAGGCUACAAUUGGGAAGACCAAAAUAUUGAAGAACAUUGUCAAAGUUCCAGAAGACAUGGAAGACAUGAAAGAACACAUAGUGGAGAGAAAGCCUAUGAAUGUAAGCAAUGUAGUAAAUCCUUUGCUUCUCAUGGUCAACUUCGAAAACAUGAAAGAAUUCAUACUGGAGGGAAAUGUUACAAAUGUGAUCAAUGUUCUAAAGCCUUUGCAUACCCUGGUAAUCUUCAAAUGCAUAAAAGAAUGCAUACUGAACACAAACCCUAUGCAUGUAAUCAAUGUACUAAAUCCUUUGCUUCUCAUCGUCAACUUCGAAUACAUGAAAGAAUUCAUACUAAAGAGAAACCAUAUGAAUGUAAUCAAUGUAGUAAAACCUUUGGUUGUCAUGGUCAGCUUCGAAUACAUGAAAGAACACAUACUAGAGAGAAACCCUAUGAAUGUAAUCAAUGUAGUAAAUCCUUUGCUUCUCAUGGUCAACUUCGACUACAUGAAAGAAUUCAUACUGGAGAGAAACCUUACAAAUGUGAUCAGUGUGGCAAAGCCUUUUCACAUCACGGUAAUCUCAAAAUGCAUAAAAUAACAACACAUACUGAAGAGAAACCUUACAAAUGUGAUCAGUGUGGUAAAGGCUUUGCAUAUCAUGGAAGGUUCCAAGUACAUAUAAGAGCACAUACUGGAGAGAAGCCCUAUGAAUGUAAGCAAUGUGGCAAAGCCUUUGCAUGUCAAAGUUAUUACCAAGUACAUAAAAGAAUACAUACUGGAGAGAAACCCUAUGAAUGUAAGCAAUGUGGCAAAGCCUUUGCAUAUCAACAUUAUUACCAAAUACAUAAAAGAAUNCAUACUGGAGAGAAACCCUAUGAAUGUAAGCAAUGUGGCAAAGCCUUUGUACAUCACGGUCAUCUCAAAAUGCAUAAAAUAACAACACAUACUGAAGAGACACCUUACAAGUGUGAUCAGUGUGGUAAAGGCUUUGCAUAUCAUAGUAUCUUCCAAGAACAUAAAAGAACACAUAGUGGAGAGAAGCCCUAUGAAUGCAAGCAAUGUAGUAAAUCCUUUGCUUCUCGUGGUCAACUUCGAAAACAUGAAAGAAUUCAUACUGGAGAGAAACCUUACAAAUGUGAUCAAUGUGGCAAAGCCUUUGUACAACUCAGUCAUCUCAAAAUACAUAAAAUAACAACACAUACUGAAGAGACACCUUAUAAGUGUGAUCAAUGUGGUAAAGGCUUUGCAUAUCAUAGUAUGUUCCAAGUACAUAAAAGAUCACAUACUGGAGAGAAGCCCUAUGAAUGUAAGCAAUGUGGCAAAGGCUUUGCAUGUCAAAAUUAUUACCAAGUACAUAAAAGAAUACAUACUGGAGAGAAACCCUAUGAAUGUACAGAAUGUAGUAAAUCCUUUGUUCGUCAUGCUUCACUUCAAAGACAUGAAAGAAUUCAUACUGGAGAGAAAAGUUAUUAAUGUAGACAAUGUAGUAAAGCCUAUUCACAAUCAACUUGCCUAAAACUACAUAAAAGAAGACAUACUAAAGAGUAACCCUAUGAAUAUAACUAAUGUGGUAAAACCUUUCUAGUGAUAUUGAUAGGUGUGGUGGUUUAAAUAUACUUGGCCUGUGGCAAGUGGCUGUAUUAGGAAGUAUGGCCUUUUGCAGUAGAUGUGGCAUUUGAGAAAGUCUGUCACUGUGGGCUUGGAUUCUGAGAUCCUAUGCUUAAGCUCCACCCAGGGCAGAAGUGUCUUCUGGCUGCCUUUUGAUCAAGUUGUCAAAUUCUCCUUUCUUCCAGCACCAUGUCUGCUUGGACACUGCUGUUCUUUUUGCCUUGAUGAUAAUAGACUGAACCUUUGA